Messenger RNA from Coniosporium apollinis CBS 100218, 813 nucleotides. RefSeq lists its product as uncharacterized. Lineage: Eukaryota; Fungi; Ascomycota; Dothideomycetes. The coding region runs from base 1 to 813 and encodes 270 amino acids. The transcript is spliced from 5 exons. The record is from RefSeq and is a predicted model, not a curated record.
AUGCCAUACAAUCUCAACGGGAGGAACGUUCUCAUCACCGGCGGCUCAAGAGGCCUCGGUGCAGUCGUCGCCCAGAAAUUCGCCGCCGAGGGCUGCAACAUCGCCAUCAACUUUGCCUCUCGCGCCGAGCCUGCAAACGAGCUCGCAACGCAGCUGAAAACGAAGUACAAUGUCAUGACUGUCGUUAUCCAGGGGGAUGCGGGCAGCAUGAAGGAUUGUGAGAGGAUGGUGGAGACAACCAUCAACACGUUUGGAGGGAUUGAUGUUGUUAUCGGGAAUGCGGGCUGGACUAAAUUCUCCACCUUCGGCGACCUCACUGCGUUGACGGAAGAAGACUGGGACAAGUGCUGGGCAGUAAACGUGAAAGGCCAGCUCGCGCUUCUCCGCGCGGCUCUGCCGACAUUCAACGCCAAUAUCGACGGCGGCGUCUUCAUCAUCACCUCCAGCAUCGCCGGCGUGGCGCAGUCCGGCAGCUCGAUGGCGUACUCGGUCACCAAGGCCGCGCAGUUGCAUCUGAUGAAGUGUCUGGCGCGGACGCAGGGAGCUAAGGUCAGGGUUAAUGCUGUGUUGCCGGGCCUGCUUUUGACAGAGUGGGGUUCGAAGUAUUCGGACGAGGCGAUUAAGGCGAUGGAGGAGAAGGCGGCGCUGAAAAAGGUAACGGAUCUUGAUGACUGUGCUGAUGCGUAUGUCCUCAUUGCCAAGAACGGGUCGAUGACGGGACAGCAGAUUACUGUCGGUGAGUCGAAGCAUUUGCUGUUCGGUAAUGGGGUUUCGCUGACUCGUCUAGAUGCUGGGUUGAUAAUUGGUGCCUGA